Molecule: messenger RNA, 1205 nt
Organism: Lathyrus oleraceus (garden pea)
Lineage: Eukaryota; Viridiplantae; Streptophyta; Magnoliopsida; Fabales; Fabaceae
Product: E3 ubiquitin-protein ligase SIS3
Exons: 1
Coding region: 544-1140 (198 amino acids)
Biological process (GO): sugar mediated signaling pathway
Molecular function (GO): ubiquitin-protein transferase activity
Source: RefSeq, a predicted model, not a curated record
UUCAGAUUCAGUGGUCAUUCAAGUAUUGCACUUCCACCUUACAAGUCAACUGCCAGAGCUCCUGCAAAGAAACAGAAACAUGGUUCUUUGGAUUCUCCAAUAUCACAUCAUAAGCAUCACUAUUCUAAAAAAAAACCGCAAUCCAACUCUAGGACCGACCUCCACAAUCCAAGCGCCUACUUACAGCAAUCAAGGCCCUUCAUUUCUCAAACCACAGCCUCCUUUCUCUUCACCAAAGAGCAAGUUUAUCCAUGCACAUGUUCCUGCACCAUCACUAGCAUUUCGGUCAAGACAUCUAGAUGUUCUGUCUCUUCCGCCAAGAAUUUCACCUAUAGGUUCAUCAUUGAACAAGAUUAAGACUCCGCCGCCAUCAUAUGCAAAGAUUGCUUAUCCGUUACUUGCUCAGAGCCGUUGACAUACACACCUCCUGGAUCACCUUGUGGUUGUGUAUGGCCACUUCAAGUUAAAAUCCGUGUCAGCAUUGCUGCAUACAAGUGUUUUCCUCUGGUUUCAAAGCUAGCUGAUGAAAUUGCAGCGAGUGCUAUGCUGAACCAUACACAAGUUCGUAUUGUGGGAGCUGAUGCAGCCAAUCAACAACUAGAGAAAACCAAUAUUAUCAUUAACCUGAUACCAAAAGGAGUAAAAUUUGAUGAUACCGCAGCGUUAUUAAUAUACAGGAAAUUCUGGCACAGGGAGAUUCUAAUAGAUGAUUCCCUCUUUGGUACUUAUGAAGUACUCUAUGUUCAUUAUCCAGGACUUUACCUAACACCAGCUCAGAGAGAAGCAGUUGAAGCAUUGAUUCAGGAACUUCCAAAGUUCAUGUUAAAGGUUGUUCCUACUGAUUGCAGUGAAUGCCCCAUCUGCUUAGAAGAGUUCCGUGUUGGGAAUGAGGUUCGUGGCUUGCCUUGUGCACACAAUUCUCAUGUUGAAUGCAUUGACGAGUGGCUCAGGCUGAAUGUGAAAUGUCCUCGGUGCCGUUGCUCAGUGUUCCCAAAUCCUGAUCUUAGUGCCCUGUCCAAUCUCCGUCCAGAUUCUGAACGAUCUUCUGCCAGUGUUGUGACAACAACUAGCUAUGUGAGAGACCAAUCUUUACCUUGCCGAACUGGUGACUGCACAUCAAAACCAAACAUAUCCGAAUGAAUUCUGGACUGCUGCUACAAUAUCUUGUCAACAAAUUCCUACAAAGCCAUGGUCCUGCCGCCAAG